Messenger RNA from Penaeus monodon (black tiger shrimp), 3285 nucleotides. RefSeq names its product glycogen debranching enzyme-like. NCBI's taxonomy places the organism in Eukaryota, Metazoa, Arthropoda, Malacostraca, Decapoda, Penaeidae. Gene Ontology annotation, molecular function: 4-alpha-glucanotransferase activity; amylo-alpha-1,6-glucosidase activity. Gene Ontology annotation, biological process: glycogen catabolic process. The transcript has 21 exons. The coding region runs from base 1 to 3285 and encodes 1094 amino acids. The record is from RefSeq and is a predicted model, not a curated record.
AUGUCUCCUAUGACCAACUCGGUCAAUGGGACUAUGGGAUCUGAGCCGAAGGGACUGAGCUUACCCAAGAUGGGAGGUGGACCUGGCAUGAGCUUUAGCCAGCAGCAGCCGCAGGUUCGUGUGCUCACCCUCAACCAUGGUGACCACAUGGACUCAACACUCUUCCGUCUGCAAAAAGGGUGGGUACUUCAGCUCCGUCCCGGCCCAUCUCUGCUGGGGAAGGCUGUCAGUGUGUUCACCAACCACCCAGAGGACCUAGGAGAGGGUUUCACCCGUAACCGUUAUAGACGUCUCCAAUGGAAAAGUGACUCUCGCAAUAAGGGUGAUGAUACAGCCCUCUAUGUUGAAGUAGUCAUCAUUUCAGCAGGAGCUUUCCAUUUCUAUUUCACCUAUGAUGAUGGAGUGGAACGUGAAAGAGCUCAGGGCUCUGGCUACUUCAUUGUAGACCCAACCCUCACUGUAGGCACCAAUAGUGAAACUUUGAGUUUGGAUUGCGUUCAGUGCCAGACUGUGUUGUCGAAAUGCCUAGGACCUCUGCCUGACUGGGAACAAAGGCUGCAAGUGGCUUAUGAGACUGGCUACAAUCUGGUUCAUUUUACUCCCAUUCAGGAACUUGGUGAUUCAAAUUCUUCCUACUCGAUAAAGGAUCAGCACAAGCUUAACACUGAGUUCCAGACCCCAGACCACCAGUACACCUUUGCUGAUGUUGAGGCUCUCAUCAGGAGAAUGAGGGAUGAAUGGAAGAUGUUAUCCCUGACUGAUGUAGUGCUGAACCACACAGCCAAUGAUUCUAACUGGAUCCAGGACCAUCCUGAGGCAACCUAUAACUGCCAGAACUCCCCUCACCUCCGUCCCGCUUAUCUUUUGGAUCGUGUACUGUACCAUAUGACAGUUGAAGUGGCUGAUGGCAAAUGGGAAGAUCGUGGUAUCCCGGUGGCCAUCAGGGAAGAAAAAGAUCUUGAGGCUAUUAAGAAUGUUAUUCAUAGCCAUUUCCUCCCACAAGUUAAACUCCAUGAAUUCUACACUGUGGAUGUAGACAAAACAGUUGAAGAGUUCCGUCGCAGAAUUUCCAGCAACCUUCCAAUCGUCACCAGAGGCAAGGGUGAUUCUUCAUACAAAGAGGAAAUGGUCAUCAUUCAGGACCCCAAUUAUGGAAGAAGAACCUGCACAGUUGAUAUGAAUAUUGCUGUGAGACUCUACAAUUUAGCCAGCCUUUUGAAACAGAUAAUGUUUCAUAAUAUUUUCUUGUAUUUUCCUAGUGAGUCGAAUGCGAAGACCCUCCAGGGUAGUGGACCUGAAGCCCGUGAUGAGGAAGAUCGAAUUGUACGUUGCUGUGCUGAGUUCCGACGUCACAUUGAGAACCUCAACCAGCAGCGCACAAGUGAGAUCCAGGCACACCUCAUCCAGGCCGUUGAAUGUGUUCUGGGAACGAUCAGAUACCAGCGACUUCAACCAGAUGGGCCUAUGAUUGCAGAGGUUUCCAGAGACUACCCACUAGUACCACCGUACUUCACUCAUUACGGAGAAGACGCUUCCCUGGAGGAGGAAGAGGCCCUUAUGUUUAGCGAUAAGGGUUGCUACUUGAUGGCACAUAAUGGGUGGGUCAUGGGUGAUGAUCCACUGAAUAACUUUGCAAGAUCAGACUGCUAUGUCUACCUACGAAGGGAGUUGGUUGCAUGGGGAGACAGUGUGAAGCUCAGAUAUGGUGACAAGCCUGAAGACAGUCCAUACCUAUGGGAUCACAUGAAACGUUAUUGUGAAUAUACGGCUCGCAUCUUCCAUGGCAUCCGCUUGGACAACUGCCAUUCCACCCCAAUUCAUGUUGCAGAGUACAUGUUGGAUGCUGCAAGGAAAGUCAGGCCUGAUUUGUAUGUAAUUGCAGAGCUCUUCACUAAUUCUGACAUUACAGACAAUGUUUUUGUCAACCGUCUGGGCAUCAAUUCAUUGAUUAGAGAGGCCAUGUCGGCACCAAACUCACAUGAAGAGGGAAGGCUUGUGUACCGCUACGGAGGUGAACCUGUGGGCGCAUUCCUGCUUCCCCCUGUACGGCCUCUGGUACCAUGCAUUGCUCAUGCCAUUUUCUUGGACCUGACACAUGACAACCGCAGCCCUGCAGAAGUGCGAACUGCCUGGGAUAUGUUACCCUCAACAGCCCUUGUCAGCAUGGCAUGUUGUGCUUCUGGGUCAACAAGAGGCUAUGAUGAGUUAGUGCCACAUCAUAUUCACGUUGUAGAUGAAACACGUGUAUAUCAGGCUUGGACAGAUGCUGAGCCAACAAGAGGAGAAUGUAAUGAGAGCUCAGGCAUUGUCCGUUGUAAGAGGUUGUUGAACAAGCUUCAUUUUGAGCUUGGAGCUAAUGGCUAUAACCAGGUAUUUGUGGAUCAGGUGACAGAACAUGUGGUUACAGUAACACGUCACAAUCCCGUUACACAUCAGAGUGUUGUAUUGGUUGCCUACACUUCCUUCCGACCUCCAGCAGAGGCUCGUGAAACUCAUAUCAGGCCACUGAAAGUACAGGGACACCUUGAGGAGAUCAUCUUUGAGAUGCAAGUGAAAGGAAAAACAUCAGGGGAAGAUGAUAAGUCGUAUCCAGGCUUCUUCAAUAAUGACUCGGAAUUCAUUAAUGGUCUGAAUAGUAUCAUUGCUGAGGUGAAAGAGAACAUCAGACCAAGUGAGUCUUCACUUGUGCGACUUACUUCACCUGAGGAUGCAGAUGAAACUGAGUGCCAAUACACAUCUGAAUUUACACCUGGUUCAGUAAUUGCAUUCAGACUAAGUCUUCUUCCUCGUGCUCAGACUGCAGUGAACAAAAUUCGUGGAGUUUUGUCAGAAUUUGGUUAUAAAUCAAGAAUCUCAGAAGUCACUACUCAUAAUGUUGAGCUGAUGGAUAUCGUGAACUCACUGUGCCUUUCUGACUUGAAUCGUGUGCUCUAUCGCUGCGACGAAGAGGAGAAAGAUGAAGGCCAUGGAGGAGGAACUUACUCAAUCCCCAACUAUGGCUCAUUACCCUACUGUGGUCUUCAAGGGGUGAUUUCUGUGCUGAGUGAGAUUCGUGUGCACAAUGAUCUUGGGCAUCCUCUGUGUUGUAACCUCCGUGAUGGUGAUUGGAUGCCUGAGUAUAUCGUCACACGUCUUAAACAUGAACCAGCAACCCAGAGGCUUGCCAAGUGGUUCGAAGAUAUAUUCAACUGGCUGAAGGAAGUUCCCAGAUACCUCAUUCCAGCUUACUUUGAUUCCAUUGUGACAAGUUCAUUUCUCAAGGGUCAGACUUUGCCAAGGCUCUGA